Brenthis ino (lesser marbled fritillary) is the source of this 300-nucleotide messenger RNA. The record is from the annotation of a GenBank genome assembly. Lineage: Eukaryota; Metazoa; Arthropoda; Insecta; Lepidoptera; Nymphalidae.
AUGAAAACUCAAACACUACUAGUGUCUAUUGCUUUAUCAGUUUGUGUGGUGAUGGUUGUUUCUCAGGAUUUCGGAGAGGUUUACUGCGGGAGACGACUAGCCACAGCUUUGGCUUUACUCUGUGACAACAACUUGAUCAAAAGAUCCGAUACACUUCACAGUAUAAACGAAGUGGACUCGAACUGGCCUUGGCUCCCACAACACAAUGCACACAGUAUGGGCCGCACCAAGAGACAGGUGGUCUCAGAGUGCUGCGAUAAGCCUUGCACCGUAGAUGAACUAUUGUCAUAUUGCGGAAAU